Molecule: messenger RNA, 2678 nt
Organism: Coregonus clupeaformis (lake whitefish)
Lineage: Eukaryota; Metazoa; Chordata; Actinopteri; Salmoniformes; Salmonidae
Product: phosphomannomutase 1
Exons: 7
Coding region: 994-1791 (265 amino acids)
Biological process (GO): GDP-mannose biosynthetic process; mannose metabolic process; protein N-linked glycosylation
Cellular component (GO): cytosol
Molecular function (GO): phosphomannomutase activity
Source: RefSeq, a predicted model, not a curated record
GACAAUUAAGGUACUUAAUUGUUACUCAGAAAUGAUUUGAUAUUGAGAUAAGAACAGCUGCAUUGGACCUUUAAUGGACAGAUAACUGAUAGUAAACAACUUAAAUUAGGUACAUGGGAAGAAGAGUCAUAUGGAGUUCCUUCCCUAAAUACUCUUUCCUCUAUGACUACGUUGAUCAAGGACGUUGACAUUCAUAAUGGGGUUAGCCUAUUAGUCAUGUCCUCAGCCUCUUUUGACCCUCAGAUUUGAAAUGCAAGCUCAUCAAUGAAUAAUCAGUGAAACAGCUCCCUAGUGCUUUUCAUAAUGAUUUCAGUAGUUUAACAAAAAAUUACUCAUUAAUUUGAUGAUAAAUAGUUAACUCUCUGUUACACAACGCUGCAUCAAUGAAUGUCUUUGUAAUUGUCAUGUGUGAAAACAGGCAGUUCUCCAUGUCUUCAAAUAAUUCAAUUAAACAGGAGGAUAAAAAUUGAGAUUAUCUCUCUUAUCUCUGCCCAUCAACACAAGAUUAUGUCUUUGUGGUAACAUAGCCUACAAUAUGAUGUUUUUUUGUCUAUCUGCGUUCUUGUCUCAUUGUCUGGACUGGUGAUGUAAAGAAAUGUUCAAUGGCCGUCAUGUGUAGGCUGUGUCCAGUUCAACAGCUGUUGGUCGGUCACAGAGACAUAAGUGUGCAGAAUAAACCCACUGCCCUUGUAUUAUGUAAUGCAGUUUCCUCAUGUGAGUAUGAGGCAGUCCCUGCCUGAUCCAUCUGCCAAAGUCUCUCUGGUAAGAGGGAAAGCUGGUUUAAUAUGAUUAUUUCUGCAGAGGGUCAAUAUACCACUAUCAAAGCUGCUCCUCCUUCAGAGACAGAUGGCAAUCUCACUCUGUCUAUGCUACCUAACCUCACAAACAAAAGCAUUCUCCUGCUUUGUGGUCAGACAAGAAAAGCAAUUUUCAGGACUGUGAAUGCCUAUCUUGUCACAGUUUAUAUUAUGAGUCCCUAAAACGGUGUUUUCAAUGAUAGACAACACAAACAGGUACAGACUGUGUGUGUGUGCGUGGGUGCAUGGGUGCACUCGUUGUGUGUACGCGUCGUGUGUGUGUGCUUCCACCCUGCAGAAAAUCGACCCGCAGCUGGAUGAGUUUUUCCAGUCUCUGCGCAGGAAAGUGAAGAUCGGCAUAGUGGGCGGAUCAGACUACUCAAAGAUCGCAGAGCAGCUGGGGGAGGGAGAUGAAGUGAUACAGAAGUUUGACUAUGUGUUUGCUGAGAAUGGCACGGUGCAGUACAAAGAUGGGAAGCUCCUUUCCAAACAGGCCAUCCAGAACCAGAUAGGAGAGGAACUACUACAGGACCUCAUUAACUUCUGUCUCAGCUACAUGGGGCUGAUCAAGCUGCCCAAGAAAAGGGGCACCUUUAUCGAAUUCCGCAACGGAAUGCUGAACAUCUCCCCCAUUGGCCGGAGCUGCACACUUGAGGAACGAAUCGAAUUCUCUGAAAUCGACAAGAGAGAGAAAAUCAGGGAGAAGUUUGUUGCGGCCCUGCAGGAGGAGUUUGCUGGGAAGGGUCUACGAUUUACCAGAGGCGGUCUCAUCAGUUUUGACGUGUUCCCUGAAGGCUGGGACAAGAGCCUCUGUCUGGACGUGCUGGAGGGGGAGGGCCUGGACGCUAUCUAUUUCUUUGGCAACGAGACGUCGUCUGGGGGCAACGACUAUGAGAUCUUCAACGACCCGCGCACCAUUGGUUUCACAGUGUACUCACCAGAGGACACAGCCAGGCACUGUCGAGAAAUUUUCUUCAAAGCUGAUGAGUCGUGAUGAGUCGUGCAGAAGGCACACUCCCAGUCAGCUUCCCUUGGGCUCCCCCUGUUGUUCAGGGCAGGUACUAAGAGCACCUGGAGGAGAAGAGGUGGAGAUGGGAGUCAUACCACUACAGACUUUUUAAAGUAAUCAAUUCAUUGUUGUUGUAUGAUAUUAUUCUAACUAGCACUGGACACAUAAAGGGAUCAUUAGUAAUUCACAUUGGCUGGACUCCCAUGGAAAUUUACUAUGAGAUGUGGACAGAGGCAGCGCCAGUUACUAAUCAACAGAUCUGGGGUUUUUUAAAGGAUGGUAGCUCAAACAAUGUGAGGAAGUGUACUAAUGUUUUCAGUUUUUAUCAUGACUAAGUGUUUCUCUAAGGUUUUAAUCUAUCAAGCCAAUGGUUUUUGUAGCAUGUCCCUGUAUUUGUAUGUAACGUCAAAUUAACCUAAAUGUCUUAUAGGCCCACCUGUAAGACAAUCCUCUUUUGUGAAUAUCAUGUGAAGAUGUAUAUACAUUUUGAGUAUAUCAUGUAAAUACCCACUUAUGUUUUGCACUAAUAUUGAUACAGUUACCUGACAAACUGGGUUUUGAAUAAUUUGUUUUCUUUAUGAAUGUAGUGAGUGAUUAGUGUUGUCUCUGAACACUGCACAAUGAAAUGGAGCGAGAGAAGAGAGAGGUUUUUUGCUCUGUGCCUGUCCACUGAGAUAUGAGAUUAAUGACACAUACAGUGCCUAUAGAAAGUCUACACCCCCUUGAACUCUUUUCAAAUUUUGUUGUGUUACAAAGUGGGAUUGAAAUAGAUUUAAUUGUAAUUAUUUGUCAUUGAUCUACACAACAUACUCCAUAAUGUGAAAGUGAAAAUACAAUUCUACGAUUUUUACAAAUUAAAUAACUAAAAUAUC